AUGGUAGAUUUCCCGAUACCGACUUCGGUUUUUCCACGGUCCCGAUUUACAGGAAAGAGGCUCAGCCAAAAAAAUACUUGUAGUUCUGUGAAAAAAAAUGGUAAAACGUUAAACCUGGCUUUGAAGGAUUCUGAAGGACAGACGUGUUUGGGUGUGGCACUGUGGAAGAAAUAUUACAGCAUGGCUCUUCAGCUGAUUAACUGUGGUGCAUGUUUGGAUGAUGUGGACGACAAUAAUCUGACACUCCUUCACCAAACCAUCAUCAACAAAAAUUAUGAAAGUGCUUUGUUUUUGAUUGAUCAACAAGCUGACAUCAAUAUAAAAACUCCAGACGGAGUUUCGUGUUUGGAACUUUCUCUCGAUUCCAAUUUGCCCGAUGUUACUGAUCGAUUGUGUGCAGCUGGAUGUAAUACCAAUGUCAUUUCCGAAAAGGCUGGAUGUUGUUUAUUGUGGAAAGCUUUAGAUGCCAAACUUUUUGCCUGUGCACAAGUUUUGAUUAGAAACAAAUGUGAUGUGGACAGUUGGUCGGCAGGCCCCAACAAUUGUCGACAAACACUGUUGCAUAAAGCCAUCGAUGAAAACAAGGAAGAUGUUGCAUGCUUUCUCAUCAGAAGUUCAUGUGACGUAAAUUCUCCAAGAAAACCUGGUCCUAAUGGCGAAGGGGAGGAAGAAGCCAGGGAUGACCAGGGUCCAUUGCACUUAUCAGCUUCGUGGGGUCUUGUUCAAGUCCUUCAGUGUCUCAUUGAAGCGCAGGCUGAUGUAAACGCGAAGGACUCUGAAGGUGAUACGCCGCUGCACAUUGGCAUCAGGAACCAGCAUCACGAUGUCAUUUUCCUGCUGCUUUCUCAUCCCGUCUUAAAUUUGCGCGUUCGAAACAAAAAAAAUCAGACGCCGUUUUCUGUGGCGGUUGCAACUCGAAACAAGAAAGCUGCUCAAGCCAUCAUGAAUAGAGAUCCAUCAGUAGCAGAGCAGCAUAAAGGGUAUCAGAAACGUCUGAAACCACGUUCAAAAUCGCUGUCUCUGUUAGAAGUGCUCGACGAAAACCUAAUUGAACUUUUGGAAAUAAUGAAUUUUUUUCAGAAGAGAAGUGUAAAAACUUUCUCUAAUGGUACAUCGUCUAAAUUUUUAUCAGAGAUGGAAUCUUUGACGGCUAUUUAUGUUUAG
Messenger RNA from Helobdella robusta, 1164 nucleotides. RefSeq lists its product as hypothetical. Gene Ontology annotation, molecular function: protein binding. Bases 1 to 1164 code for a protein of 387 amino acids. Lineage: Eukaryota; Metazoa; Annelida; Clitellata; Rhynchobdellida; Glossiphoniidae. The transcript is spliced from 9 exons. The record is from RefSeq and is a predicted model, not a curated record. Gene Ontology annotation, cellular component: cytoplasm.